AUGAGAGAUCCUUGGCAUCAGCCUCUGGUUAUUGGAUUGCAGGGGAUGUUGUAUUUGUGUGGCAGUGGAAGUCUUCCAAGGGCCAUUAUUGGAGUUGUAAAUAUUUCCCAGGAUGAGGUUUAUGGAAGCCAGUAUGAAAUAACAUUUUCUGGCUUCAAUACAUUGCAAGGUGCAGAUUCACUCUACAGAAAUAGUUUCAGCCUCAGUGAUGAAAAGCUUAACUCUCCAACUGCAUCUAUUCCAAGUUUGCCAUCCCCAUCAGUAACUCCAUGUAAAGCAAAGCUUGGAGACACAAAAGAACUGGAAGACUUCAUUGCUCAUCUUGACAGGACACUAGCAAGUAUGUGAAAUGAAUCUUUGGCACUGUGCUUGCCUGUGAAUGUCCUCUGACGGAUAAGUGACAUCAAUCACUGAGAACUGCUGCCCUUGUCUGAUAACUUUGCUCCCAAGAUAUUCACCUUCUGAACAUAACCUUUGUAAACUACAAGUAUUUAACUGGCAACAUCAGUUUUGUAACUUUGCAGCAGAUGGAAUAAGAUAACUGAAGUGUUACAGCUGUAUUUUGCUUUAAAAUACAGCUUAAAUUUUUAAUUUAAAGUUGCUUUUAUGAAAAUAUAUUUGUAAUUUUAUAUAGUUGAGAACUUUUAAUGCUUUUUUCCAUUAUAAUAUAUUUUUGUAUGCAAAUAAACCCUGAA
Messenger RNA from Fulmarus glacialis (Northern fulmar), 695 nucleotides. It is a transcript of the gene RGCC, whose product is annotated as regulator of cell cycle. The coding region runs from base 1 to 348 and encodes 115 amino acids. Gene Ontology annotation, molecular function: protein kinase activator activity; protein kinase binding. The transcript has 5 exons. Gene Ontology annotation, cellular component: cytoplasm. Gene Ontology annotation, biological process: regulation of cell cycle. Lineage: Eukaryota; Metazoa; Chordata; Aves; Procellariiformes; Procellariidae. The record is from RefSeq and is a predicted model, not a curated record.